Aureococcus anophagefferens is the source of this 1578-nucleotide messenger RNA. RefSeq lists its product as hypothetical. The coding region runs from base 1 to 1578 and encodes 525 amino acids. The record is from RefSeq and is a predicted model, not a curated record. The transcript is spliced from 2 exons. NCBI's taxonomy places the organism in Eukaryota, Pelagophyceae, Pelagomonadales, Pelagomonadaceae.
AUGCUGAUGGCUCGGCUCGUUAGCCUGGCGCUGGUGCUGCCGUGGUGCCGAGCGAGCCUGCCGACGUACGACGCCUUCGCCAUGGAGCCUCUGGGCGCCUUCGCGCCGGGCUACGCGUCGCGGCGGUCGCCGGACGCUCCCCUGGGGGCGCCGCUCGGCGGCGCGUCGACGGUGCUGCCCGGCGCGCGGCUCGCGGCCUGGCACCGCGUGCUCGCCCGGCUCGCGCGCCGCGAGCAGGCGGUCCUCACGGUGCUCGUGCUCGGCGGCUCCAUGACGGCGGGCCGCAUGGACGCGCGCGCGGACCGGCAGCAGGCGUCGCUCUUCGCCGCGGGCGCGCGCGUCGCCUACGGGUCGAGCGCCUGCGCGAACGCGACGACGACGGAGUCCUACGCGACGUGCGACCACGAGGUCACGGGCGACUGCAAGCCCUGCGCCUUCCCCGCGCGCCUCGGCGCCUGGCUCGCGCGCGUCUACCCGGCGACGGACGUCCGCGUGCUCAACUACGCCGUCGGCGCGUCGACGAGCCGGUCCAUCCUGGGCAUGCUCGGCGGCGAGCUCGAGGCCCUCGAGGCGGGCCACGUCGACGUCGCCUUCGUGAACUACGUCGACAACGACGUCGCGCGGGCCACGGACGCGGCCGCGACGGCCAAAAUCGCCGCGGCGCACGAGGCGCUCCUGCGGCUCCUCCUCACGCGCAAGGUCGCCGUCGUCGACGUGGAGAUGCAGGUGCCGGAUAAGUCCGACGCCUGGCCCACGCACGCCGCCGUCUGCCGCCACCUCGGCGUGCCCAUGGUCUCCUGGCGCCGCGGCGUCGCGGGCGACGAAAAGUCGUCGGUCGCGCGGCACCCGAACUGGGCCUUCCACCAGCUCAUCGCCGACUGGCUGGCCUACGAGUGGGGCGUGCAGGGCGCCGCGGCGCUCCGAGGAAACGUCGACGCGUCGGACCCGCCGCUGCCGCCGCCGCUGCGGAGCCCGGACACGUCGGACGUCGUGUCAGACGUCGUCUGCGCGGCGCCGCUGACGGACCUCGACGCGCACGAGCUCGCGGCGAGCCCCGCCGCGGUGUCGUCCGACGGCGCCUGGCGCUUCGGCGAGGACGCGCCGGGCAAGAAGGGCUGGAUCGUCGACGACGCGCAUGGUGGUGUGGUGAACUUCACCGUUCACACGCCGCCCGACGGCCGGGACCCCGUCGUCGGCGUCGGCUUCCUCGCGUCCUGGGAUCCGUCCAUGGGCGCCGUGCGCGUCGUCGUGGACGGCGACGCCGAGAACGCGGCCGUCCUCAACGCGUCGCGGCCCGGCGGCACGGCGUCGCAGACCGAGUACGCGCGGCUCUGCGUCGAGCCGCCGCGCUAUUCGCCCUGCUUCCCGGCCUGCGGCGCGCCGACGAAGCGGCCCCUGCGCUUCGCGGCCCACAAGCCCGCGUCCUGCGACCGCGACCAGCGCCAGUGCGAGAGCGCGUGGCGCCGCUACGACGCCGCGCAGCGCGCGUCCACGGCGCGGUCCCUGUCCUUCGAGCUCCUCCCGCGGCCCGGCGCGGCCUCGAACCGGUUCGUGUUGCGCUACGUCGUCACGUGUUAG